This is a messenger RNA of Penicillium pulvis, 846 nucleotides long. RefSeq lists its product as uncharacterized. The transcript has a single exon. Gene Ontology annotation, molecular function: acyltransferase activity, transferring groups other than amino-acyl groups. Lineage: Eukaryota; Fungi; Ascomycota; Eurotiomycetes; Eurotiales; Aspergillaceae. The record is from RefSeq and is a predicted model, not a curated record. The coding region runs from base 1 to 846 and encodes 281 amino acids.
AUGUCAGCCCCACAGAUCUUUGUCGACGCACAUACCGCCCGUAUAUGUGAGGAGGUCGAGCUGAUGCAUAUCCGCAAACAAGCGGAAGCAUGCGCCCAAAUCUACCCAGAACAAAAAAUAUCUAUAUGGCAGCCUCAGAAAGGAGGAGUUGGCAUUCUGACCUUACCCGCCUUGACAGGCAAGCUAAAUCGGGCCGUUGGAUGUGGUAGGGAUAGUCCAGUGCAGGAAGAUGAUUUGAGAGAGCUAGAGUCGAUCUUUGCUACUAUUGGUCUGGAAUGUGAGAUCCACCUCAGCGCAUUUGCAUCGGGCCCGGAGGCGUUACUUUCCCGGGGAUACACCGAGAAGGCAGUUCUGAGCACCUACUGGUGUGAUGUCAGGGAAUGGGCUAGGGCUAUCCCGGACUGCUCAAGUGACAUUGUGGUGCGACUCGCAAAACCAGACGAAAUGGAUCGGUUCAUCGAGGCAUCCAUUGCAGGGUUUCAAACCAACGGCCGCUCGAGGGAGAUUCUUGGCACACUUGCAAGGCUGGCAGUUCAAAGGCAGGAUAUGCUAUUUUUUGCUGAGGUGAAUGGCCAGAUAGCGGGAACAGCUGCGAUGGCGAUUAUGGAUACUGGCGAUGGGAAAAAAGUGGCACAUCUAUUUCUUGACAGCACGCACCCUGAUUGUCGUGGGCAAGGGGUUCAACUGGCUUUGAUUCAAAAGCGACUCCUAAUUUCCCACCAACUCAAUCUGGAGAUGGCAACCUCAAUAACUCAAGCUGGUGACGGUAGUGCACGGAACGCAGAGCGGGCAGGACUAAGCGUCGCUUACAUAGUCCAGAUCUUUACUGGACCUCGAACAUCCUAA